CAUCACAAAAUGAUGUCACUUCCGGUAUAGCCAAAACAUGAAACUUUGCCAUUGAAGCUGUGUCAUCCGUGUUGGAAUCGAACGGUGGAAAUUAUUAAUGACAGAGGGAGUGGGUUCAUUUUGAAAAUGUCGUACCACUCUGCACUCGAUCCUGAUGAACAGUUUGAUUAUUUGUUUAAGAUAGUGUUAAUUGGUGACGCAGGUGUGGGGAAAACCUGUGUCGUGCAGAGAUUCAAAUCGGGAACUUAUACAGAAAAACACGGCAGCACCAUAGGAGUUGACUUCACAAUGAAAACUUUGAACAUUGACGGCAAACUUGUGAAGCUACAGAUCUGGGACACGGCCGGUCAGGAACGGUUCCGAACGAUCACCCAGAGUUACUACAGAAGUGCUAAUGGCGUUAUCAUAGCCUAUGACAUCACAAAACGGUCUACCUUCGACAACAUUCCUCGCUGGCUUGAAGAUGUAAAGAGAUACGCAGGAACGUCCAUUGUUCAGUUGAUGAUAGGCAAUAAGAAAGAUCUGGAGAGUCUGCGAGAGGUCAGUUGUGAAGAGGCGAAGAACUACGCCCACAACUGUGGGAUGUUGGACUCCCUGGAAACCAGUGCCAAGGAGAACACCAACAUUGAUGAGGCCUUCAUGCAGAUGGCAAAGGAACUGAAGCGUCGGUACGGAGGCGAGUCAGGGCUGGAGGGCACGAGUGAGAAGAUCACUCUCAACUCAAGUCAGGUUGGCAUUGGAUUGCCUUGUUGUGGAAAGUCGUAGUUGAGGUCAAGGUCAAGGUCAUUGAUGAGUAAACAACCUUGUCAGAGAGGUCAUGAAGUUGAGCAAAACCUUAUCCCAGAGACAUCAAACUAUCAUCAUCAGCUCAGCGUGAGGAAAUAGUUUGUGUAUGGUGUUGAUUUGGGUCGUCUCGUGUCCUGCUGUGUGGGACGAAGAUUUUACUGUGAUUCUGUAAUGAAACCAUUGCGGUUUAGGCCAUGUGCUGUAAAUAGGUUUAUUUAUGAGGCUUAUCUGUAGUAUUUGAGCCAGUCAUGUGACAUACCAUAGUACACAUAUAAUAAUUUUAUUUGUCUCAAGUGAUUACGCUCCACUGUUCUCAAAGAAUGAUUUAAAUUUGUAGUUAUUACUCUCCCAAAGUCGCAAAAAAAGUUUUAUUAUUGUAUUGAUUACUCUCAAUUGUUUGCAAAUGUUUAUUAUUCUGUGAAUAUUAGUACAUACCGUAUUCGACGCAAUAAGCACCCAGGGGGCUCUUAUUAGAAUAUUAUUUCGGUGGAAAAAAAACAGAGUUGAAAGAUAAAGUUCGUGGUUUAUGGUGACAGCCUGAAAUGUUUAUGUACGACAGAUAUA
Molecule: messenger RNA, 1350 nt
Organism: Haliotis rufescens (red abalone)
Lineage: Eukaryota; Metazoa; Mollusca; Gastropoda; Lepetellida; Haliotidae
Product: ras-related protein Rab-43-like
Exons: 4
Coding region: 127-765 (212 amino acids)
Cellular component (GO): trans-Golgi network
Molecular function (GO): GTP binding; GTPase activity
Source: RefSeq, a predicted model, not a curated record